Nanorana parkeri is the source of this 1390-nucleotide messenger RNA. RefSeq names its product sarcoglycan zeta (gene SGCZ). Gene Ontology annotation, cellular component: sarcoglycan complex; sarcolemma. The record is from RefSeq and is a predicted model, not a curated record. NCBI's taxonomy places the organism in Eukaryota, Metazoa, Chordata, Amphibia, Anura, Dicroglossidae. The coding region runs from base 1 to 876 and encodes 291 amino acids. Gene Ontology annotation, biological process: heart contraction; cardiac muscle tissue development. The transcript is spliced from 7 exons.
AUGACCAUAAAGAGAAAUGAGGUUUUAGCCACACAGCAGUCAGGGGACAUCAGACGGGAGCAGCAAGUGGCAGUGAUAUUCCAGCAGUUAGUUUUCUGUAAACUGGGAUCCAGCAAUGAGGAGUGGGUGAAUGAUGAUGUGGCUGAUUGCCAAAUAUUAUUUUCUGUACAGGACGGCAUGGGCAAUUUAAGAGUUACCAAGAAAGGAAUAAGGCUUGAAGGUGUUUCUGAAUUUCUUCUUCCGUUAUACGUGAAGGAAAUACACUCCAGAAAGGACAGUCCACUGGUAUUACAGUCUGAUAGAAAUGUAACAGUUAAUGCAAGGAACCAGAAUGGGCAUCUGACAGGUCAGAUGGUAGUAGGUGCAAAUGCUGUUGAAGCUCAGUGUAAAAGGUUUGAGGUAAAGUCAAAUGAGGACGGAAAGAUGUUGUUUUCAGCGGAUGAGGAUGAAAUCACAAUUGGUGCUGACAGACUCAGAGUUACAGGAACAGAAGGAGCUGUAUUUGGGCAUUCUGUGGAGACACCGCAUAUAAGAGCAGGACCUUCACAAGACCUCAGACUUGAAUCUCCAACAAGAUCGCUUACCAUGGAGGCACCAAAAGGAGUACAAAUUAGUGCUGUUGCAGGAGAAUUCAAAGCCAGCUGCCGAAAAGAAUUACAGUUACAGUCCACAGAUGGGGAGAUAUUUUUAGAUGCAGAUAAUAUCAGACUAGGAAAUUUACCACAAGGUUCCUUUACAUCAUCAUCAUCAAACUCAGUAGGACCUCGACAAACUGUCUAUGAGCUUUGUGCUUGCCCAAAUGGCAAACUGUACCUUUCUCCAGCAGGAUCUAGUUCCACAUGCCAAUCCAGUAGCAACAUUUGUCUGUGGAGCUGAAGGAACUCCAUAAUUUCUCACACCAGAAUAGCCUUUUGCUACUAUCUCUUUGCUUCACAAUUUUACUCAGAUUCCCAUGUGGUUUGUUGAAUGCUUAAUGGCCUUCAGAGUUUCUUCCAGCAUAGAAGAGGAUAUAAUACUGCCUUGAAGUUUUAUUUCAACAUUGGAAACAAUCCUGCAUUGAGAUGGAUGUGAAAAAUUCAGACAAUUAUACCUGAAUUGCUGAAUGUUAGUCUUAAAGGAUUCAAUGGGUGCCUUGGCUACAUGGAGUGAAGCACAUCGCUGUUGCAGGAAUUUGGAGAAAUGGAACAACACCUCAUUCACGAGUGUACUUGCUGGACAUUUGUUUGGGAAACAAUAAAAUCCUGUUUGGAAAUGAAAAAAAAAAAGUCUAUACUGUUUUAAAGCACAAUUUUCCAUUCAAUAUUUUUGGAUGUAUACUUUUAUCCCACAAAUGAAAUAAAUAUUAAAGGUAUUAUGUGAUAUCACCUUUAUUAAACAAUUAAAUUGGAAA